Molecule: messenger RNA, 1959 nt
Organism: Annulohypoxylon truncatum
Lineage: Eukaryota; Fungi; Ascomycota; Sordariomycetes; Xylariales; Hypoxylaceae
Exons: 2
Coding region: 265-1365 (366 amino acids)
Molecular function (GO): oxidoreductase activity
Source: RefSeq, a predicted model, not a curated record
UUACAAACCCUGGAAGAGCCGAGGACGGUGGGCGUUGAUUAAUCUUCUACCCCUAUUGUUAUCGACCUAUUCCUUCUCCACCAACUCAUCUGCUGUUGAAAACCAAACCAUUAUUGUUUUAACACAUGGUCAUAAAAGGCUACUGAUGUUGACGGAACUCCGUCGUAACACGGGGAAUUAAGGGCCUAUAUACAACUCUUCUAGGAGCCUUACCCUUUACCCCUUGAAACUUAUCUAGGUCACCAUCAACCAGAUUCGCAGAACAUGGCAAGCAUACAAGACCUGUUGUCACCCACUGUCGACCAAGGUUCCAAAGAGACGGGAGCGAAGGGACAAGACACAUUCUCUGGAAUCGAGGAUGUGCAAGAGACGACACACUUUGUGGUGGAGUUCAUCUUAGAUGUGGUUUGCCCGUACUGCUACAUCGGCUUCAAGAACCUGACCGCCGCCAUCGCGACUUACACGGCAACCCACCCAGAGGCAACCUUCGAAGUGGUUUGCUCGCCGUACCUGCUCGAUCCGCUGGCCACUCGAAGCGCAUACGACAAGUCGACGUACCUCAACAGCCCGAAGCAUAGCCCCGAGCACUGGCGCGAGUUGGGCCGGCAGGCCGGCAUCGACUUCACCUGGGAGGGGCGCACGGGGAGCACGCGCGACGCGCACAAGCUGCUGCGGUACGCGCUCGAACCGACGCCCACGACGGCGCGGAGCACAGCCUUCGCCUCGCGAAAUCGCAAUGUGGGACAGAACCAGUCGUCGCCGCCUCCUCCAGCACCGGCGCCGGGAAGCGGGGCCGGGCCCAACGGGAUCCACUCGUCCUCUUCCUCUUCAGAACCGCUGCGGCGCGGCCCGGCGCUGCAACUGCGCAUGCUCUCCGCGCUCCUGCACGCGCACCACGAGACCAGCGCGGAUAUAUCCUCGCCAUCCUUCCUCACCUCUCUCUUCUCCUCCUCCUCCUCUCCCAACUUUCCCAACUUUCCCCUCCCCAACCACGCCAACCACGCCAACCUCGACCUAACCCCCUCCACCGUCCACGCCCUCCUCGAAGACCCAUCCUGGGACCGCGCCAUAGAAGCGCUGUCCGCGGACGCGCGCGAGCGGCCCGGGCUCUCCGUGCGCGCGGUGCCGACUUUCGUCGUGAACGACCGGUACGUGAUCGGCGGGGCGCAGAGCGUGGGGUUUCUGCUUGAUGUUUUCGCACGGAUAGGUGCUGGGAGGGGGUUUAGGGAUGGUGUCGGGGUGGGGGAUGCGGAGACGGGGAUAGGGGAAGGGGAAGGGGGAGGAACGGCCGGGGAGGGGGGCGUGCGCGCGCGCGAGAGAUUUUAUGAGGAGGGGGGUGGGCGGGGAGGGUCGUCGGUUGUGUAGGUAGGGAUAUAUAGGGGAGGUGAGGUCUGGGAGGAGAGAAUGUUGGCGAGGCGGCGUGGAGGGCUGGUGGGGUGUAAUAUGUAUGUAUGGAUCUGUGGAGCAUAUCGUCGACUUCGAAAGAUACUGGAGAUGGUCUAGCAGGGAGGUUGGAUCUCUUGAGAGGGGAUGGUCAACAUAUAGGGUGCCUAUCUUGGUAGUCAAGAAACAGGCUUGGGAUAUCUAGCAUCAGGUCAUACCUAGCUACCUGCCUAGGGCAAGGAGCGGCUCAGAAACCUUGGGAUAAGAGGGUAAAGGGAUUGGAUCGCUUAGUAUGGAUACCACAAGUUAGCAUAUGCAAUUCUUCAUAAUCGGACUUACAUUACUUUGUACGAAUCUUUUUCGUUCGUUUAUUGGUUUUGGGCUAUAAUUUGAAGUCACCUUUUGCUUCGACCGGACUGCUUAGCCUGGAUAACAUAUGGAACUUUCCUGUGAACAACAGGGAGAGCAAGUCAUGAGAGAAGGAGGGAUAAAGGAGUAAAACGAAAUGACUUGAAAAAGCGUCGCGUUCAUCUGCCACGGUAGUAACGGGGUAAAUCAGAAUCUAAGUCACAUCAU